AUGACAAAGCCUUCAGAAUUAACUAUUGAUUGCGUAAUUUUCGUUCUCGGUGCCCCUGGAACAGGAAAAGGUACAUAUUGCACUAGAUUGGCAGAAGCGUUCAACUUCUGUCACUUAAGCGCUGGUGAUUUACUUCGAGAAGAAGCAAAGCGUCCGGAUACGGAAUAUUCCAAACUAAUCAACGAUUGCAUCUCUGAAGGCGUAAUAGUGCCAGCGUACAUUACGGUAAACUUACUUUUAAACAAAAUACGAAUGUGGGCCGACCAGUACAAAGGGUUUUUAAUCGAUGGUUUUCCAAGAAACAAAGAAAACUUUGAUUGCUGGUACAACUCAGAUUUAAGCAAUAUCAAACAUAUAGGUUGUUUAGUAUUUGAGUGUGAUACACAAACAAUCAUUCAAAGGAUACUGAAACGAGGUGAAUCGUCUGGUAGAAUUGACGAUAAUUUGGAAACCUUGAAAAAGCGUUUACGUUGUUUUGAGUACGAAUGCAAAUCCAUCAUUAGUCACUUCCGCUCUUUGGACACUUGUUUGACCAUACAGACAGACAUAGACAUUAAUGAGCAUUGGCCCGUUGCUGCUAGAAUGUUUAGUGAAUUUUAUCAUCAGCUGAUAAAUGAUAAUGUUUAA
This is a messenger RNA of Dermatophagoides pteronyssinus (European house dust mite), 627 nucleotides long. Its product is annotated as UMP-CMP kinase-like. Lineage: Eukaryota; Metazoa; Arthropoda; Arachnida; Sarcoptiformes; Pyroglyphidae. The record is from RefSeq and is a predicted model, not a curated record.